UUACUGACGGCACAUGCCUGAUACACACACAAAGUUAUGUAUUACAUUUAUAAUAUCACAAUAAAAUAACAAAUAAAUGAAUAACUAAAAAACGAACCUUCAACCAUAUUUUUUUAAAAGAAAUAUAGUGUUGCAUAUUUAAAUCCAACAGAAACUAUUUAACGUGUGCAAUAUUUAAAUUAACUCACUUUCUUAUUUGUAGAAGUUUAUUAAAAAGUUUUUACUGCCACUGGUGGAUCACGAAUAACUGCAAGUGAAGGUUUAUUUUAAAUAUGCAGUGUACCGAAAUCGCCACCGGUUCUACGAUUAAAAGAUACUUUAAAGACUCGGAAUAUGGUCGACCAUUUGAUGCGUAUCUAAGUACCUUAUACGUUGAUGGCUUCCUCUGUGAUGUCGACUUGAAGGUUGGUUUUACUGUCAUCCCGGCUCACCGUAUUAUUUUGGCGUCUGCAAGUGAUUAUUUCAAAAGCCAAUUUGAAAAGGAAACCAUUGACUCUUUGGAUUUAACACCACUUAUUGAAGAUUCGAACAUAUUGUGCCUGAUUCUCAGGUAUAUAUACAAGGGCGAGGUAACUCUGUCAUAUAAGAUUGUUUACCAGCUGCUAAAAGUUCUUGAUCAGAUCGAUCUAAAUCCUUUGAAAGCUCAUUGUGCUCAAUUUCUGAUGGCGGGGCUCCGACCAGUAAAUGGAUUUCAAAUCUGGGAACUGGCUUGGCGUCACAACUUACAUCAACUUGCGACUGUAUGCUUAGUUUUUUGUUGUGAAACGCUCUGUAGUAUGGUUUUACAGAAUGACAGCAUAAAAGAAUUAUCUGCAGAAUUUUUAAAGUCUGUUCUCGGAAACGAAGAGAUAACGAUUAAUCUUAACACGGUACAUGCAAUAAAACUUAUCAUUCUAUGGCUUUCUUACAAUCCACUUAGACGCCUUUUAGAGGCAAAACAUUUAUUAGAAAUAUUUUUACAAGAAACUCCACUUCUUCGACGAGAAUAUGAGAACGUUAUUUUAUUUAUGAAUUCUUAUGAAAGUUUAGAAGAAAUUAUUACAGAACUCCUCCCAUUAUUGCAGCAACAUGUAUUUAUAACCUCUGACAAUGGCCAAAAACAAAUUAUAUAUACCAAUAAUAGUUUUGCUCAGUUUGAUAACAUAGACAAUGCAGCAUGUAGUGACAGAAAUUUGCUUCAGGUUUCUGCUCGUGUUCAUAGAAUAUUUAGAAAUUGUAAUACUCAACAUCGAGCCGGACUCGAGUCAAAGAUACACUUGAUCAAGUCAGAUGGUACAAGUGGGUGUCAAUGUCUCCAAGCCCCUCCGUAUACAACAAUAGAUGGAAAUCGUCUUAAAGUUAAAUCUGAAAUUAUUCUGCGCCAAUUUGAUUCUUAUGAAAAUUUUGCUCCAAACUGGAGUUUUCUUGUACAAGAAUCGAAUCACCAUACAGUUUCACUAUACUGUUCUUAUAGCCAUACAUGGCACAACACAUAUUUCCCUUUAUCUAUUCAGGAUCCCAUUGGUUUCGUUGGUAAUUUCCUUGCAUGCAAACGCGAAGGCAAUGUAAUAAUAUUAUAUAAUCUAGAAAUGUUUAGCUGGAUGAUUUUGCCUGCACCUUGUCCGUUGACUGAUCGCAACACUGACGAUAUUCCAUGUUUGGGUAAUGUCCAACCUGCUUUUUUCACGUAUUCAGGGCUACUAUAUUCAGUGUGUGCUGUAACUAGUCGAAACAAUGACAAAUUAAGUUUUGCUUUGAAUAGAUGGGAUACUACCGAAAGUGUUUGGAUUUAUAUAACUUCCGUGUAUCCAAACAAACCUGUAGGUGAUGUCAUAUCCGUAUCAUUAAGUGUCAAAACCUCCUCAAACUUGAAUGUUUUUCUUAUGGCGACAGUGACGGCAUUAUACAAUAGAACGAAAAGGUCUGAUAUUCGUAAGAGUGAAAGUGCUGCGGCUGAAAAUUCGUUUGGAUUCUCUACGAAACUUGACUUUGUAACUUGUGGUCGCAAUGAAACUGAAACAAAAGUUAUUAUGAAACCAAAUGAAAUAUUUUAUGUAUUUAAAAUUAAUAUGGAGACUUUAGUACAUGAAGAGGUUGGAGUGCGUUUUAGUGAGCCCACGUAUCUCGAUCAGGUUCCGAUAUUAAUUCUAGGAGAUCGUAUUCUUUUUGUUUUAGAUUCUAUUGCAAAGCUUCACGAGAACUUUCAAUAUUCUUACUACUUUCGCAAACCGUACUACAUAAAUGGAUUGGUGCUGGAUUUAAAAGGCAAAAAUUCUUGGAGUGGAGUGGCACUCGGCAUACCACUACCUCCGUUUUGUGAUUUACCAAUGAAGAAACUAGGCAAAGUGUGUUUUUCUACAACUAUUUUAUUUUCUAAGAAUUUCGUGUUGAUAGGCAUGCAUAGAGCUCCCCACAUCUUUCAGAUUGCUGUCUAUGAUGUCUUCCAUUUACAAGUAAAUAUUCUCAGUCCUAUACCACUUCCAGCAAUCAGGAAAUUGUUUCUAUUUUCUAUCGAUAUCCACCGGCCCUUAAAUAUGACACAAGAUAAUGUUGCCAAAGAAGUUGAUCUGUUGUCAUAUCACUUUAAGGACUGGCAAUUGAACGAUUGGUGUGGAUUUGUCGAAUGAUAUAAAAACGACGCAGUUUACAACUGUUCUGACAAUUAGCAAAGAUUUUUUUUAUAUAUCAAUACAUAAUAAAAAUGUUUAAAUCUACAUCGAUUUAGUGUCCAUUUUUAACUAGAAAUUUUAUGAAUAAUUUAUUGAAGCUAGUCAACAAGUUUCUAAUUCAAACUUCAGUAAUACUAUGAUCAUUAAAUUUUACACAUACAAGUCAUUCUUGUUAUGUAUUUAUCCCAAAUAUUGACUGAUUUAAUUAGACUAUCCAACAUAGGCUGCUAUCAUAUCCUUUUAUAUCCUUUGCCUAUUCGAGUGCUAUAUUAUAAUGGCGACUAUUUAUGAUUAACUUUUGACCUUACCACUUCACACUGUUACUUACCAACACAAGACCCUCAAUCAUUACUUAGUAGCUUCCACAUAUAUAGUUGCCUAAACUGGAUGAUGUGUGACGUGAGUAGGGUUGCGAACUCCAGGCUGGUGUUAGAUACGAGAGAGAAAGCAAUACUGCGUAGCAUCCUACCCAUUUUUUAAAUUACUCAGUGGAUGUAAUAUUUUCCUCCUUCGUCCAGUAUAUUGACCCUUUGCACACACUGCCUAUUUAGUUUUAGUAGUGACUUCCUUGAACAAUUCAGAAGCUAUUGUUGCUUAAAGAAGCGUAAUUUUGUAGAAAACUUGUCGAUUUCAUUUUCGAAUGCCUGCUUUUAUCUUUAUUGCCCCUAAAUACUUGGGUAAUUUUCUCAGGAUGACCGUCUGAUGGUGGAUCAUAGGAAGAUUCUUAAUUCCAUUGGAGUUCAUAAUCAAUCUAUUCUUCAUUGAUGAAAAUUGAAGUUUUUUUUUUUUUAUUUAAUAUCACAUGCAGUUCAUGUAUAACAGAUUCGUUCAGCUGUGACUGGAGCAGUUGAUAAAUUCAUUAGAUACACUACAGUUAAUUUUUUAAUUACCCGUCAACAAGAAUUAAGAACGUAUCCUCCGUGAAUGGGUCAGCAACAACUAUAUGUACUCUAAUUCAUGAACUGGAGGUUCUCAGUCACAAACGGGAGAAUUCUUUAAGAACCGUAUCAACUCUAAAUGCGUAGUUCGCAAAUCUUGUAUAUCAGUUUCUGGGUUCAACGGCUAUAUAAAGCUUCAAGUGGUGGUUUUUUAAAGUAUAG
This is a messenger RNA of Octopus bimaculoides (California two-spot octopus), 3748 nucleotides long. RefSeq lists its product as uncharacterized. Gene Ontology annotation, molecular function: protein binding. NCBI's taxonomy places the organism in Eukaryota, Metazoa, Mollusca, Cephalopoda, Octopoda, Octopodidae. The record is from RefSeq and is a predicted model, not a curated record.